Molecule: messenger RNA, 1396 nt
Organism: Dothidotthia symphoricarpi CBS 119687
Lineage: Eukaryota; Fungi; Ascomycota; Dothideomycetes; Pleosporales; Dothidotthiaceae
Product: alkaline ceramidase-like protein
Exons: 4
Coding region: 224-1255 (343 amino acids)
Biological process (GO): ceramide biosynthetic process; ceramide catabolic process
Cellular component (GO): endoplasmic reticulum membrane
Source: RefSeq, a predicted model, not a curated record
ACGCUAUGGAUUGUUGGAGGGGUUUGCUGUUGCGCCGAUCUUCUUCAUAUCUUUGGUUACUAAUGUGUAGAGCGUACCCUUAACAACCUGGUAGCAUGACCAAUCGCUCGCGGGUCACUGAUCAAUGCGCACGCCGGCAACUCCGGGAGUAUAAAAUGGGUUCGUCUUUUCUACUGCGGUUCUGGCUUCCACUUCGCCAAACGUGCUCGUCAAAGGAAAUACUAUGGCUGUCGCGUUCUUGUCGAGACUUCCCUCGAUCCCGUACCCUCCGGAGCAAGAUGGACGGUGGUCACCAGUCACCUCUACACUAGAUUGGUGUGAAGAAAACUAUGUUGUCACGCAAUACUCUGCGGAAAUCAUCAAUACCCUCACCAACCUCCUGUUCAUAUACCUAGCCGCCAAAGGAGUCCAAAACUGCCUGAAAAACGGACAUGAUACAGUGUUCCUCGUCGCCUUUGUAGGCUACGGAAUCGUUGGGACAGGCAGUUUCCUCUUCCAUGCCACACUGAAAUACCCCAUGCAGCUCGUAGACGAGCUAUCAAUGAUCUACACAACCUGCCUGAUGAACUACGCGACCUUCUCCUACGGCAAGUCUAGAGUGCACUCCGCGAUCCUGGCCAUGGGUCUGAUCUCUCUCGCCCUUUUCAUCACGCUGUACUACCACUACCUGCAAGACCCCACGUUCCACCAAAACGCAUACACCAUCCUCACGAUAGUGGUUUUGUUCCGGGCAAUGUACGUCAUGGAAGUCAACAUCCGGCCAAAGUUCCGCUCAAAGGAAAGAGAAGCAGCAGACCCGCACCCGCGCGAGAAUCAGGAACAGGAGGAUCUCAAAGCCCAGGAGACGUUGCGCACGAUGUGGAAGAUGAUCGUGUCGGGACUAAGUAUAUUCCUCGGCGGCUUUGCGGUCUGGAGUCUGGAUAAUGAGCAUUGCUCGACGUUGGUCGGGUGGCGGAGGGAGAUUGGGAUGCCCUGGGGGUUUUUUCUGGAGGGGCAUGGAUGGUGGCAUUUGAUGACGGGGGUUGGGGCGUAUUUUUACUUGGUUUGGGGUAUCUGGCUCCGGCAUUGUUUGAACUUUAAGCAGGAUGAGUAUGAGCUUUUCUGGCCGAAUUGGUGGACUAUGCCUAUGGUUGUUAGGCAGAAGAGGUCGAUGGUUAACGGCAAGGUGAAUGGGUAUGCGAAUGGUCAUGCAAAUGGACAUGCUAACGGACACGCCAACGGACAUGCGAACGGCGCGACGAAGAAGGAGUUGUGAGAUUGAAGUUUGUAUUUUGUUGGAUUUUAUUGAGCAUUACGGCUGCAGGUUUGUUGGUCCAAAUUAUGGAAAUGGUUCCAUGUGCUAGACAUACGAUAGAUAGACAAAUAGACAAGUAUAGAAUAAGAUAGACUAUGUGUG